AUGGGCUGCUCUCCGUCCAAAGGAAACCGCUGGGCCGCUGAAGCUCCAGCUCCGUUCAGAGAGGAAGGUGCUGGGAUGGAGACGGACUCACAGCCUGAGGACAGACACACAGACGCUGUGAAUAAAACUGAGACAGUGGGAGGAGACAACACAUCGCUAACCCUGAAGGAGACCCCUACAGGACCCCAGGAGGAGGUGACCCCUGGGGUUUGCACAGUCUUGGGCAAAGUGAGCAGCCGAGGGGAUGAAGUCUGUGUGGCUUCUGAGGGAAAGGAGGCUCAGGGCGAUCCCAAGGAGGAAAAUCUGGGGAAAACAGCAGAAGGGAGGCCAGGAGGGAGCAAAGAAGACAAGAAUAGCAGGCAAAAAGAUACAGAGAAAAAACCUCCAGCAAUCACGCUGAAAGCAGACUUCCCCCAGGCCGUGGCGAAGGCUCACCAGGCUGCUGUCACCUACCUGGACCCCAGCGUCUCCAAAUGCGAGGCCCUGCUGGGGCUGCUGGGGCAGGCUGUGCACACCCAGCUGUCCCUGCGGCCCAUGGUGGCCUUCGUGGUGCAGCGUCACGAGGAGCUCACCCGCGGGCUGGAGGAGAUGGCCGCCGAGGGAGAGCGGCUGCUGAGGGAGCACGGGGACGGCCUGGCCUGGCCCCCCCUGAAGGAGGCCCCCUCCGGCAUGGCCCCCCCUGACCCCCUGCAGCAGCUGCAGCAGGCCACAGAGAGGAUGAGGCUGGCGGAGGAGGCGGUGCGAGGACAGAGCGACUCCUCCCUGCAGGAGGCAGCUGGAUACUUCGCCUCCCUCUCCGAGCUGCUGGGAGAGAAGCUGAAGGCCAAGCGGGCAGCGGAGGGCCGGUUGCUAUGGGUGAUUGCCCACAUUGAGGCCGCUGCCUUCCAGAAACCCUGCCCCGAGGACUCCACCCUGCACAGCGAGGACAGCGGCAUCGGGGCGGAGAGCGAGUCGCUGGCGGGGUCUGAGAGGCAGCGGCGGCACCGCGGGAGCUGCGAGUCCUCCGGCACCGUCUGCACCCGGCUGCGGUGCCAAACCGCCCAUCCCACCGGGGACACAGGGGGCAGGAACGGGCCGGCUGCCAACAUCAACACCAGCUUCUCUCUCAAUUCACUGGACUCCACCUGCAACGGCAGAGAACCGACCGGCAUAAAGUAUCUGCAGGGCUCAGAUGAGGAGGAAGAUUUUGAUGAUGAUGAUGAAUAUUAUGACGAUGAAGAGGAGGGUGAGAGUAAGUGCAGGAGGAGGUCCAACUCUUCCCCGCCUGACCCCAGUCAGCUGGGCCGCCCCCGGGACGGUGUGCGCAGCGAGGAGAGGUCAGCAGGUGGCCGGCGGCGAGCUCGAUCCGCAGAAUCCCUGCGCGGCCGAGCGGACGACCCCGCCCUGUCAGAGCCAGAGAGCACGCGGGGGUGUGGGAGGAGCCGGGGCAGGGCAGGAGGGCGCGGGGAAGCCCUGGGGCAGGUCUACAGGCGCUUACGGUCCUCUCUGGACAGGAACUUCGGCACCUUGCCCAGUCAGGACAGGGUGGGGCUGAAAGCACACUGCUGGAGGUACCAGGAGGAAGGAAAGGGGGAUGAGGAGAAAGAGUGGAAAAGGAAGGAGAGAAGAGCAUGGAGGGGCCCCCUGCGGGCCGGCCUGCAGCCCAGCCCCCCUCCCUCAGCACACUCUUACACAGUCCCCGCGGGCAGGAACUCCGUCAGGAGGCUGAUCAACACCUUCAGCCAGAGGACUGACACACAACAGCAACCCUCUAACAUCAAGGGCUUUGUCAGCAGGACUAGGAACUGCAGAACUUCCACCACACUCAGCACAGGGAACAGGGAGACAGUCACCAACCGCAACCACAAUUACAGCAGCUGUCAGCUGGACCCUAAGGCUUCAGAAAGACCAGAAGAUCUUGACGUAGACAGCCUGCCACCCCCUCCCCCCGAGGUCCUGAUGGACCAUUCCUUUGAGUGUACGGCGGGGCCGUCUGCAGGGGGGCGGGGGCGGUCUGCUGCCCCGCCCAGGGGCGGGGUGUCCCAGCGGCUGCGCGCCUCCCUGCAGACAGUCACCCUGCUGCCCAGCCGCAGCAGCCUGCCCCCGCUGCACCCCCCCCUCCCGCCCGGGGCAGACCCCGGCAGGGACGAGGCUGCCACCCUCUACCGGCAGGCCAGAAAGAUCAUCCACCUCAGGCACGCAGCCGAGUCGCCGGUUAGGAAGAUGGAGCCCAUGACACGGUACGCUAACAGCCAGCCCCCCAGCACCCCGCCCGUCUCCAGAGCCCGACUGCCCCCCUCCGCCCCCUCCCAUCACACGGGGGAGAGCCCAGCCUCCGGCCUCCCUGCGUACCCGUUUAAGGCGCGCUCCACAUCGGCGUCUCCCAGGGUGCAGCGGUGGACCCGGGGGGGGUGUGGGGAGCAGAGGGACUCACACCCGUCCUCUCCCUCCCCCUCUUUCAGCGAUGCUCGCUCUGUGUUCUGCCACGUCCCACCGGACCCCCCCGCGUGGACCACGUCCCACCAGCUGGGGCUGCCGCGGCCGUACGGGGAGCCCUCUCGGGGCAGGCUGCCCGUGUCUGUGAGGGGCCCCCAGCCUUUCGUCAGGCGGAGUCAGUCAGACAGCCGGUCCAGCGCCCCCCUGCUGCCUGGCUCCGCCCCGCCGCCUGGCUCCGCCCCUCUGCCGCCUGGCUCCGCCCCUCUGUCGCCCGGCUCCACCCCUCUGCUGCCCGGCCCCGCCCCUCUGCCGCCCGGCUCCGCCCCUCUGCCGCCUGGCUCCGCCCCUCUGCUGCCUGGCUCCGCCCCGCCGCCUGGCUCCGCCCCUCUGCUGCCCGGCUCCGCCCCUCUGCCGCCUGGCUCCGCCCCUCUGCCACCCGGCUCCACCCUGCCACCCACAGCCACGGAGACCCACAGCUGCGAGACCGAGCCUAGCACUGACUGGCAGGAGUAA
Megalops cyprinoides (Indo-Pacific tarpon) is the source of this 2928-nucleotide messenger RNA. Its product is annotated as photoreceptor cilium actin regulator-like. The record is from RefSeq and is a predicted model, not a curated record. NCBI's taxonomy places the organism in Eukaryota, Metazoa, Chordata, Actinopteri, Elopiformes, Megalopidae. The transcript has a single exon. The coding region runs from base 1 to 2928 and encodes 975 amino acids.